Kuraishia capsulata CBS 1993 is the source of this 2301-nucleotide messenger RNA. RefSeq lists its product as uncharacterized. Gene Ontology annotation, molecular function: ATP binding; polyubiquitin modification-dependent protein binding; ATP hydrolysis activity. Gene Ontology annotation, cellular component: cytosol; VCP-NPL4-UFD1 AAA ATPase complex; nucleus. NCBI's taxonomy places the organism in Eukaryota, Fungi, Ascomycota, Pichiomycetes, Pichiales, Pichiaceae. Bases 1 to 2301 code for a protein of 766 amino acids. Gene Ontology annotation, biological process: mitotic spindle disassembly; retrograde protein transport, ER to cytosol; autophagosome maturation. The record is from RefSeq and is a predicted model, not a curated record. The transcript has a single exon.
AUGGAGCUUCUCCAGUUGUUCCGUGGAGACACCGUUUUGGUGAAAGGCAAGAAGCGUAAGGAAACUGUUCUGAUCGUUUUGGCCGAUGACGACAUGGAAGACGGAGUUGCCAGGGUUAACCGUGUUGUCCGUAACAACUUGAGAAUCAGACUGGGAGACAUUAUCACAAUUCACCCAUGCCCUGACAUCAAGUACGCCACCAGAAUUUCUGUACUCCCUAUUGCCGACACCGUUGAGGGAAUCACAGGUUCAUUGUUCGACGUCUUCCUCAAGCCAUACUUUGUCGAGGCCUACAGACCAAUCAAGAAAGGUGAUCUUUUCACUGUUCGUGGUGGUAUGAGACAGGUUGAAUUCAAGGUUGUUGAAGUUGAACCUGCCGAUUACGCGAUCGUUGCCCAGGAUACUAUAAUACACUGUGAGGGCGAGCCAAUCAACAGAGAAGACGAGGAAAACAACAUGAGUGAAGUAGGUUACGACGACAUUGGUGGAUGCAGAAAGCAAAUGGCCCAGAUCAGAGAACUCGUUGAACUGCCGCUCAGACACCCACAAUUAUUCAAAGCCAUUGGUAUCAAGCCACCAAAGGGAAUCUUGAUGUACGGACCCCCUGGUACAGGUAAGACUCUCAUGGCCAGAGCUGUUGCCAACGAGACCGGUGCUUUCUUCUUCCUCAUCAACGGUCCUGAAAUCAUGUCCAAGAUGGCUGGUGAAUCCGAGUCGAACUUGAGAAAAGCGUUUGAAGAAGCUGAAAAGAAUGCUCCUUCCAUCAUUUUCAUUGAUGAGAUCGAUUCCAUUGCUCCAAAGCGUGACAAGACCAAUGGUGAGGUUGAAAGAAGAGUUGUAUCCCAGCUCUUGACUUUGAUGGACGGUAUGAAGGCUAGAUCCAACAUCGUUGUGAUUGCCGCCACCAACAGACCAAACUCCAUUGAUCCUGCUUUGAGAAGAUUCGGAAGAUUCGACAGAGAAGUUGACAUUGGUAUUCCAGAUGCCACCGGUAGACUUGAGGUCUUGAAGAUCCACACCAAGAAUAUGAAGCUGGGUGAUAAUGUUGAUCUGGAUGUCAUUGCUUCUGAAACUCACGGUUACGUGGGUGCAGAUAUUGCUUCUUUGUGUUCUGAGGCUGCCAUGCAACAGAUUCGUGAAAAGAUGGACUUGAUCGAUCUGGAUGAGGACACUAUAGAUGCUGAGAUCUUGGAUUCGCUCGGUGUAACCAUGGAUAACUUUAGAUUUGCUCUGGGCAACUCCAACCCAUCUGCUUUGCGCGAGACUGUCGUCGAGAGCGUGAAUGUCAGCUGGGACGAUGUUGGAGGAUUGGAUAAGAUCAAGGAGGAACUCAAGGAGACUGUCGAGUACCCUGUCUUGCACCCAGACCAGUACACCAAGUUUGGUCUUUCUCCAUCUAAGGGAGUUUUGUUCUUUGGUCCUCCAGGUACCGGUAAAACUUUGCUAGCCAAAGCUGUUGCCACAGAGGUGUCCGCAAAUUUCAUUUCUGUUAAGGGCCCUGAACUCUUAAGUAUGUACUUUGGUGAGUCUGAGUCCAAUAUUCGUGAUAUCUUCGACAAGGCUCGUGCUGCUGCCCCAACCGUUGUCUUCUUGGAUGAAUUGGACUCUAUUGCGAAGGCCCGUGGUAACUCGAUGGGGGAUGCUGGUGGAGCUUCAGACAGAGUUGUUAACCAGCUCCUUACUGAGAUGGAUGGUAUGAAUGCAAAGAAGAAUGUUUUCAUCAUCGGUGCCACCAACAGACCUGACCAAAUAGACCCUGCCAUCUUGAGACCUGGUAGAUUGGAUCAACUGAUAUACGUUCCUCUUCCAGAUGAGGAGGGUCGUCUAUCCAUUUUGAAGGCUCAAUUGAGGAAGACCCCAUUGGAACCCGGUUUGGAUCUGGUGGAGAUCGCCAAGAGCACCAACGGUUUCUCAGGUGCCGAUCUUUUGUACAUUGUUCAAAGAUCGGCCAAGUUUGCUAUCAAGGAGUCUAUUGAUGCGCAAAAACGUCUUGCCAAGGAAAAGGCCGACCAGCCUGAGGGCGUUGAUGUGAAGAUGGAGGAAGAGGAAGAAGUUGAAGAUCCGGUUCCAUAUAUUACGAAGGGCCAUUUCGAGGAGGCGAUGAAGACUGCCAAGCGGUCCGUCUCCGAUGCUGAAUUGAGACGUUAUGAAGCAUAUGCUCAACAAUUGCAAGCAUCGAGAGGUCAAUACACCAACUUUAGAUUCACAGGUGAUUCUUCGGCUCCUGAGGCACCAGCCAAUGGCGAAUCUUCUGGAGCUGCUUUUGGUGCGGCUGAUGAUGACGAUGAUUUGUACGACUAG